Solanum stenotomum is the source of this 417-nucleotide messenger RNA. RefSeq lists its product as uncharacterized. The record is from RefSeq and is a predicted model, not a curated record. Lineage: Eukaryota; Viridiplantae; Streptophyta; Magnoliopsida; Solanales; Solanaceae. Bases 1 to 417 code for a protein of 138 amino acids. The transcript is spliced from 4 exons.
AUGGUUGCAGACAUGAGGAGUAGAAUGAGCUUGUUUGUUGAUGGGCUGUCUCAUCUGUCGAGUAAGGAAGGUAAGGUUGAGGAAGAGAAGUUGAGGGAUAGAGAGGAGUUUAAGAACAAGAGGGCAAAGACAUGGAAUAAGUUUGGGCAGUAUAAGAGUAAUGCCAACCGGUUAUCCUUCCAGCAGAAACAGAAGGGACCUACUCCAUCGUCUGCUAGUGCACCUGCACCUAACAACAAAAACAGAGAUGCACAUAGAGGAGCUACUUUAGAUACUGGCAGAGGAUCAAACCGCCUAUAUGCUAUCACUAAUCGCCAAGUGCAAGAGGAUUCGCCAGAUGUUGUCACUGAUCCAGGAGCAUGUUUAUCUUUUGUAACUCCAUAUGUUGCUAUGAAUUUUGAUGUCAUUCCUGAUUAA